UGGGGCCAGCAGGAAGAGUUGGCCUGAGCCACAACGUAGGUGCAUCCCAGGAGAGUGACAGAAGAGUGAAUGGGAGGCAGCUGGUGAGCAUCACCCAGGCCUUGCUGCCUCAAGGUGGGUGGGUGCAGGGGUGAAAUCGUGCUAACAAUGCAGGGAAAGGUAGGAGGGAACUGUGGGCUUUUACUGGGAUGCAGAAAUCAGAGACAGCUGACAGAUGGUGAUGGCUGUGUGCCAUGAAAUGCUGGAGCUUUUUGCUGCAGCAUCCCCUUCCUCAGCACUGAAGCACCAAGCUUACUCUCCCUGUGGGGUGCUGGGCACCAGGAAACGUGCACAGACGGCCCCGACUUGCUGCAUCAGUCAGCACAAUGCUGAGCACAGAAAUACCCCAAAAUGCUCUCGUCUCUGUGAGUGGCUUCUCCAAGGAGAAUAACAAGCCUGGGGACGCUGAGCAGAGGCUGGAGGGGCUCAGUGCCCUGUGCCAGCUUCCUCUUAGAGGAAACAUUUGGUGGGGAAAAGAAAAGGGCCUCGCUGGGGAGGGGAGGGAGUUUUUAGCACUUUCUCUAAAGGGCCCUGCACACACCACAAGCUUCCAUCCCAUGGUAGGAACGAGUGCUGGGCUGCCAGCUGUGGGCCAGGAGCCGGAUGGACACAUGCCCUCCAGUGGGAUCCCUGCUCCCUUCGUCAUCACCCCCUCCUGAGCCACCGAGUUUGCUUUAAAGACCCCAGCUUCCUUUUAUUGCUUCCCCUCUCAGAUUGCAGCCGGCUGUGAGGGCUAUUUUUAGUGGCCUGCCUUCUAAAAAUAGCCCCAAGAUGUUUGGAGUUGCGUCAGGAGGGGAACCUCUCCUCCACACGCCAGCUUGGCCCCUGCAGGCUACAAAAGGAGGCCAGGAGCAGUGGGGUCAGCAGGUUCAGACGCAGCCAGAGGCAAAGGCAGCAAGAAGCGCGCUGCCAGCUCCAGGCAUCCCAGCGCCGGCACCAUGACCAUCUUCUGCAGCCACUGCCACAGGCCGCUGCAGGCAGAGACGAGCUGCCUGCCCAGGAGGGCUGAGCAGGCGCACGGCGCCUCCAAGCCGUUGAGGUCAACCAAGAGUGCCUCCAAGGCACGUCGGGACCAGAUCAAUGCGGAGCUGCAAGCACUGCGCUCUCUGCUGCCCAUCUCCACGCAGGAGAAGGAGCGGCUCUCCUACCUCCACACCAUGGCCCUGGUGUGCCUCCAGCUUCGGGGAGCUCACCUCUUCCCUCCAGCCUCAGCUCCUCCCUCAGGACCGGUCCUUGCUGCGGAGCUGCUCUCCUUGCUGCCGGGGUUUCUGCUUGUGCUCUCAGCCAGUGGCAAGCUGGUCUACAUCUCUGAGAACGUGUCUCAGAUCCUGGGUCUCUCUAUGGUGGAGCUUCUUGCCCACGGGGACACCAUCUUCGACAUCAUGGAUGGGCGAGCAUGGGAGGACGUGCACAAGAAGCUUCUCCUUGCCCAGGAGCAGCCAGGCAGAGAAAUCACCUUUGUCAGUGAGAUGCGCACAUCCAAGGCCUUCCGGCUGCAGCACGGGGGAAAUCAGGCUGUGGCAGUACGUGGGCGCUUUGUGGUCCCACGCUGGCCGGCCUCCCCCUCCACCACAGCCUUCCUGGCCCUCUGCACCCCGGUUGCACAGCUGGAUGCAGAUCAUGAUGCUGAUUCUCAGGACAACCUGUUUCAGAGCACACAUGCUCUAGACAUGAGGUUUAUGGAUGUCACAGAGAGUGCCAUCUACCACCUCGGCUACCUCAGGGAGGAACUGAUUGGCCAGUCAUGGUACAGCCUCCUGCAUCCUGAAGAUGUUGAUGUAGCAGCUGCUCAGCACAGGGCUGUGGGUGAGUAUUAUGCCCACACUCACACGUAUCUUCCUCUAAUGCUGUUUGGCUGCACUUGAAACCUGGCUGCCUAGGAUAGUCAAAACAAAGUGAACAGAGUCCCGCUCCCUGUAAAAACCAUGAAGCAGUAGGCUAGUUUUAC
Molecule: messenger RNA, 1987 nt
Organism: Tympanuchus pallidicinctus (lesser prairie-chicken)
Lineage: Eukaryota; Metazoa; Chordata; Aves; Galliformes; Phasianidae
Gene: NPAS4
Product: neuronal PAS domain protein 4
Exons: 6
Coding region: 978-1904 (308 amino acids)
Biological process (GO): regulation of transcription by RNA polymerase II
Molecular function (GO): protein dimerization activity; DNA-binding transcription factor activity, RNA polymerase II-specific; RNA polymerase II transcription regulatory region sequence-specific DNA binding
Source: RefSeq, a predicted model, not a curated record